CUGUCCCCGUCCCCCGCCAUGGCCCUGGCGCUGCCGCUGCUCCUCGCCCUGCUCGGGGUCACCCCAGGUCUGGGGGCACCGGGGGGGGGCUGUGGGGUGCCCCCCUCUGCCUGGUGCCAGAGCUGGGAGACUGCCCUGCGCUGUGGGGCCCUGGAGCGCUGCCCCCACCUCACCCAGAGACCCCCUGAUGUGGACACCUGCGCCAUCUGCCAGCAGCUCUUCGACUUCCUCCACCGCGUGUCCAACCAGUCGUCCGUGCAGGUGGCAGUGGAGCAGGUGCUGAGGGCUCUGUGCCUCCCGCUGCCCGUCCUGGCCGCCCCGUGCCAGUCUGUGGUUCACUCGCUCAUCCCGCGCGUCCUCUGGGAGCUCCAGCACCUCGUGCCCCGGCAGAUCUGUGCCAAGCUGCAGCUGUGCCAGGCAGAGCCCGGGGGUGCCGCGGCCGUGCCCGCCCUCGGGGUGAUCGGCACCCACCCGCAGGUACGGGGGGCCCUGGGGGGCAGCGGGGGUGGCUCCGUGCCCGCGGAGGCGCUGCCGGUGCCGCUGCCGCUGUGCUGGUUGUGCCGCACCUUCGUGGCGCAGGCCGAGGCCGCCAUCCCCGUGUCCAGGGUGGCCGCGGCGGCCACGGGGCUGUGCCGGGCGCUGCCGCUCGUGGCCGUGGGCGCCUGCCAGUGCCUGGCCCAGCGCUACGCCACCCUCCUGUUCGAGGGGCUGCUGGGCCGCCUGGGCCCUCGCCUGCUGUGCCGCCUGCUCCUCGCCUGCCAGGGCGCUGGGGACGAGGAUGUGGGGACGUGGGCACCGCCAGCGCUGCUGGAGACCAUCGUGGUGCGGCUGGCGGAGUGUGUGAGCCCCGAG
This is a messenger RNA of Empidonax traillii (willow flycatcher), 852 nucleotides long. RefSeq names its product surfactant protein B (gene SFTPB). Lineage: Eukaryota; Metazoa; Chordata; Aves; Passeriformes; Tyrannidae. The record is from RefSeq and is a predicted model, not a curated record. The transcript has 6 exons. The annotation marks the transcript as partial.